Penicillium diatomitis is the source of this 348-nucleotide messenger RNA. RefSeq lists its product as uncharacterized. The record is from RefSeq and is a predicted model, not a curated record. The coding region runs from base 1 to 348 and encodes 115 amino acids. NCBI's taxonomy places the organism in Eukaryota, Fungi, Ascomycota, Eurotiomycetes, Eurotiales, Aspergillaceae. The transcript has 2 exons.
AUGCACGGGGCAGCGGAAUCGAUCUUUGCGGCACAAUCCAGAGAUUUGAGGGAUGACAAUUCAGCACGACUCGUCUGGUCGGCACUGUCUCCCAAUAUUGUUCCAGAACACGCUGCGACGCAAGUGCCGCUGAGUUCCCGCGGAGCUCGACCGAUCAACAAGUACUGCGGGCUUGGCGCGUCGUUGACACAAUCGAACUUGCGCCACACCGAACUGAAGUCACCCGAUUGGAGUUCAAAAGAUUCUGGCAGCAACAAGAUCGACGUGCAGCAGCGAUCGAUGGAACAGGCGGCAAACAGUGCAAACCAGCUAAAAGAAACAAACACGCCCCUCCCCGCGGGGAGCUGA